UUCACACUGGGCUGUUUUUAAUCAAGUGCUUUCGUUAACUUUUCAUAUUUACCCGAGUCAAUUAAGAUUGUGUAAAACUAUUACCAAAAUGGCACCGAAGGCUGUUAAUACAUGCGUGGUUGCAACGCUACUGAUACUCCUCAAUUCCUCUCAACUGUCUGAGAGCAUCGUCUUUGCUGUGUUCAACCUGACAAGUCCAUAUGGGAAUUUCACCAGCCCAAACUACCCACGUACAUACCCGCUCUAUUAUGAUGGCACUUGGAUUAUUAAAGGGCCACCCAAUUCCAUAAUCACCCUGACAAUAACCGAUAUACGAUUGGAAGUGGAUUUUGAUUUUGUGUAUGUUUAUGAGACCCAGACAACGCCCAACAUCAGCGUGACAUCUGCUUAUUCAUUCAAGUCUUACAGUGGCACCCUGACCGUGAAAUUGACGAGUGAUCAAAGCAGGGUUUAUAGAGGCUUCAGUGCUGUCUACUGCAUUACCAACAACACAUCAACUCACGAGAAUACUAGUCCAAUUGGACUGCAAUCAGGUACCAUACCAGACAAGCUCAUCACCGCCUCAUCAACAUUCAACGCUAGCUUUGAUGCCAAACAGGCCCGUCUGAACAACACCUUGGGCUACUGGAAACCAGCAACGCUAAACAACAAGCAAUACCUAUUGGUAGUGUUCCAAGCUAGGGUCAUCGUGACUGGGCUAGUUUUGCAAGGAUCAGCGCCCGAGAUCGACACCCUCUACGGGCUUAACGCCAGCUGGGUGAAAGCCUUCAACAUGGACACCAUGAGCCCGGAAACCUUCUCAUGGACUAGCACAAACACCACGUUUUUCACUGGCCUCUCUAGUUCUGAUGAACUGAAGGUUGCAACAAUUGGACUGCCCUUGAUCAGCAGUGGCAUUCGGAUUAGGCCUGUGAAUUGGCAAACUGAUAUAGCCAUUCGCAUGGAGAUUCUGACUUUCUGCACCAAGGCUGGUCCCACUGAAUUUACAUACAGCCCCAACAACACUAAAGGAGGCAUUACUUUUAAAGCAGCAAAUGUCUCCAUUGGCUUUGCCUGCUACAUCUGGGAUGUUGGGGAUGGACAAACAUUCAUUUUUGGUCCUGACUUUUGUUACAAUUGGGGGUCACAUUUUUCAAUAAUAACAUCAGCUUUUUCAGACCCGAUAUCAUUUUUGUAUAGCUAUGCAGAAUUUGGCAUAUACACAUAUAAGGUGAAAGAAAUUACUGGCAAUGGCAAUAGCACAUAUGAACAGGUUGUUUAUGUCAAUGGCUACGGUUGUAUUCCAUAUACAAUGACACUCGUAGAUGACAUGCAAAGCAACAAUAAAACUCGUGUCCUCCAAGUUUCUGAGGCAAUGCACCUGAUGGCUCAUGUGAACAUGACAUGCUUGGCCCAAUUUGAAGACACACACUACAUCUGGUCCAUCACGACCCUGCAAACUGGCAACAUUAAAACAAUCCCAUGGUAUGAUGCCAACUACCAACAAUUUGAGCCCUUUUAUUUCACAGAAGGUACCUUUUUAAUACGCGUCACAGUCGACAUCCAGCCAAUAAGUUUACAAAGCUUCACUGACAAUAUAACCAUCACUGUUCAUGCGACUCCAUUAGAAGUACACAUCACUGGUGGAGACACAUCAGCUGUUGGCAAUGGAGCCGACGUGCAGAUCGAUGCAUCUGAACUGUCUUACGAUCCAGAUAAUCGAGACUGUAGUGCUCAUGGAAUUAAUUUUCAGUGGAAAUGCAGCAAAGCGCUUCCCGGUGAAGUAGUGCAAGAUUGCAGAUAUGUCAAUGUGGACAUUGGCUCCAUAUACAUACCGCAGUCCGAGCUGACAAUAAAUGCCACUGUCUGGGUACAAGUAACAGCGACUAAAGGGACUCGUGAAGCCAACAGAACUAAAGUGAUUUCCGUGAUGGACGGGAAUCCCCUGGAUGUUUACAUUAGCUGUGGACAUACCUGCGCUGACAAGGUUACCACUUUGGAUCCACUUGUGCUCUCAGGCGAGUGUGGUAACUGCGACGAUGAGAACUUACUAUACCAAUGGAAGCUACUGUCCAAUAACGAAACUGUCACAGAUUUUGAGCACAUGACUUCCACAGGAAUUUACAACAAAGGCUUAGUGAUCACUGAGAAUUCCUUGAAGGAAGGGGCUCUAUUUGACAUCCAAGUCAGUGUUACUGCCCAUGGUAGAGGUACCGUGGAGGCCAGCUACAGCUUUGUCACUAGUCUUGGCCCUCUCAGCGGCAUCACAUGCGUGAGCAAUCCUCUGUCUGGUUUUGCAGCAGUGACGCUCUUCCAGCUCUCAUGCAGUGGCUGGACGAGUGAGUCCCAACAGCAGCUCACCUACUCGUUUAAGGCCGUGUCGAACCACACCGAGUUCCUGAUCUACAACUCUCAGCUGAGCCAGACUCCCUCUCUGCUGCUGCCCGUGGGAGACCUAGACACCCAAGGGACGCUGGACCUCAGGGCGAGCGUGUGCAACUCCGUUAGAGCUUGCACGUCGGCCCGCAUACAAGUCAAAGUAACGCAUCUAUCUGCGGAGCAGCUAUUUGACAAUACCCGUGCAAUGCUGGCAACCAAUGGGACAAUCCAAGCGAUGGCACGCACGGGCAAUGUCAUGGUCGUCGGGUUGAUAAAGAUUUUAACAGCAUCCCUUCAAAACUUAGCCCCAGACCACUAUGUGAAAGAGGUAUUCGUUUGA
Molecule: messenger RNA, 2698 nt
Organism: Lethenteron reissneri (Far Eastern brook lamprey)
Lineage: Eukaryota; Metazoa; Chordata; Hyperoartia; Petromyzontiformes; Petromyzontidae
Biological process (GO): calcium ion transport
Cellular component (GO): plasma membrane
Molecular function (GO): monoatomic cation channel activity
Source: RefSeq, a predicted model, not a curated record